Poecilia latipinna (sailfin molly) is the source of this 3600-nucleotide messenger RNA. RefSeq names its product pleiomorphic adenoma gene-like 2 (gene plagl2). The record is from RefSeq and is a predicted model, not a curated record. Gene Ontology annotation, cellular component: nucleoplasm. The coding region runs from base 278 to 2077 and encodes 599 amino acids. The transcript is spliced from 3 exons. Gene Ontology annotation, biological process: regulation of cytokine production; regulation of immune system process; negative regulation of transcription by RNA polymerase II. Gene Ontology annotation, molecular function: DNA-binding transcription activator activity, RNA polymerase II-specific; DNA-binding transcription repressor activity, RNA polymerase II-specific; RNA polymerase II cis-regulatory region sequence-specific DNA binding. NCBI's taxonomy places the organism in Eukaryota, Metazoa, Chordata, Actinopteri, Cyprinodontiformes, Poeciliidae.
ACAGUAAAGAUGCAGAGCAGUAUUUCCCACUCACCGCCAGCCAUAGCUGUUGGCACUGGGUGAGGGGUAGAGAAGCCAAACAAGAGGAGGAGCAACCAAGGUGGAGAUAUAAGGUGGGAAAUUCACAGACAGAAGGAUUCUAACCAGCCGCUAGAAACCAGACGCAACCUUUGAACCGCCGAUCACCUUUCGCUUCUCCGCAACACCUUCCAACGUUGAGCCUGCGAGGCAGGGGAACUGCUCGUGACGUUCAUGGCAGCGGCACUCUAGGGCUGCCAUGGCAGCUGCUGCCGCCGAUGCCUCACACUGUAUUACCGCACUGACGCCGGAGGAAGAGGGACGACGCACUGCCGCCAAGCUGUUUGGGAGCGCCGCCCCGCUGCCACAGACGGAGAGAGAGCGAGAUCGGGGGAAAGAGAGGGAAGAGGAAGGAGAGAAAGUAGGGAGAGCGAGUGGGAACGAGUGUCUGGUGUGCGGGGCCCUGUUUGUCACACAGGAGAAGCUCCGGCUCCACACUUCGAGUCACACCGGAGAGAAGCCUUUCCACUGCUCACAGCCACACUGUCCCAAGGCCUUCAGCUCCAAGUACAAACUCUUCAGGCAUAUGGCCACACACUCUCCGCAGAAGACCCAUCAGUGUUCGUUCUGUGAAAAAAUGUUCCACCGCAAAGACCACCUGAAGAACCACCUGCAGACCCAUGACCCCAACAAAGAGGCCUUCAAGUGUGAGGAGUGUGGGAAGCACUACAACACCAAGCUGGGAUACAAGCGCCAUGUGGCCAUGCACUCUGCUACUGCGGGGGAUUUAACCUGCAAAGUGUGCAUGCAGAGUUACGAAAGCACACCUGUUCUCCUGGAGCAUCUCAAGAGCCACUCGGGGAAGUCUUCCAGUGGUGCCAAGGAGAAAAAACACCCCUGCGACCACUGUGACCGACGUUUCUACACACGGAAAGAUGUGAGACGGCACAUGGUGGUCCACACAGGGCGAAAAGACUUUCUGUGCCAGUACUGUGCCCAGCGCUUUGGCAGGAAAGACCAUCUGACACGGCAUGUGAAGAAGAGCCACUCACAGGAGCUGCUGAAGAUUAAGACGGAGCCUCCGGAUAUGCUAGGCCUGUUGACGACAGGAUCUCCACCGUGCUCAGUAAAGGAGGAACUCAGCCCCAUGAUGUGCGGCAUGGGGCCCAACAAAGACCCCAUGAUGGGAAAGUCAUUCCCCAGCGGGGCACCCUUUCCCAUGAGCAUGUAUAACCCUCACCAUCUCCAGGCCAUGUCUAAUUCUGGUGUGGGUCCUCCACAUCCUUCCCUAAUGCCCAAUUCCUUGUCUGCAGCUAUGGGCAUGGGCUGUCAUAUGGAAUCCACCGCAUCUAUUCAUCCACACUCCCAUCACCACCACCACCACCACCACCAUCACCAUCAUCACCAUUCCCCUCCAACACCCCCGCACCACCAGCCUGCGGCUCCCCAGCAGCAGCACCAGCCCCAGCCAGCACCCAAAUACCAGCUGGGAUCUACCUCAUACCUGCUGGACAAGCCCUUGAAAGUAGAGAUGGAGAGUUUUCUCAUGGAUCUGCAGAGUGGUCUACCAGGCCCAGUUCCCUCUGCAGAGCCCCAUGCUGCUGCUUCACCCCCUAAGGACGGAUUGGAGCCCACUUCAGGCUUGGCCGAUGACCUUUGUGGGGAUCCCCUCCUGUCCAAGAGCCCUGCAGUGAUUGCUGAGUCUCUGUGUGCUGCUAACAUGGAUUUUUCCCACCUGCUGGGUUUCCUGCCCCUAAACCUUCCUCCCUACAGUGCCCCCAUGAGCACAGGAGGACUGGUUAUGGGGUACACCUCAUCUGUGACCUCCUCCACUUCUUCCUCUUCAUCUCUGCACUCCGCCGAGCCCCAUGCCGCCGCAGUUGCCGCGGCAGCAGCCGCCGUCGCCACGGCACCUCUUACCUCUUUGCAACCGCAACCUCAGGAGCAGCAGAGCUCCAGCGGGGGUCUAGGCCUUGGACCCCUGCACCCCCUUCCACCAGUGUUCAGCUCCAGCCUUAGUAACACCACGUUGCCUCGCUUUCACCAGGCCUUUCAGUGACAGAGGCAGCCUCUUCCCUGCCAGGUGGCCUCCUCCACACCAGCACCAGCUCAGCUUGGAUAUUUCAGGUCGCUAUGAACAAGGCCUGAUGGAAAAGUUGGAGAAUUAAGUUUCAAUAUAAAUACGUAAAUGAACACUUAGAAGCCUUAAAUGAAAGUGCGCACAAAAGCUUUUGAUUGAGCCUUAAAAGGAAGUUGAAACCCCUUUGAGCAAAAAGGAAAGUAUAAGAAAAGAAGUUGAAGCAGCUUUUAUUUGGGCUUUUUUUCCCCCUUAUCCUAUAGAUAUAACAAUGUAUUAACCCAUGUUUUUUUUUUGUUUUUCAUUUACGUCCCCUUUUAUCUUCCCCCUUUUUAGUAGAAUAGAGGGCAGGAUCAGUAGGCCUAAAGGCGUGGUACUGCAUACUUAAAGUAAUAAUAUAAAAAAAAAAAACAACAAAAAAAAAAACAACAAAAAACAAAGAUCAUUUUUAGUGGAGAUUAUCUGUCUUGUUGUGACCCAGAAAAAUAUAGUUUGAAGUGGAAAUGUUGUUUUUACUUUAUUGUCCUCCCCCUCCCCCCAAAGUAAGAACAUGGUAGGAUGUUUCAUAUGUUGAGUUCUGAACCACCCAUGCUAAUACCCUGAAUCAUCGUGAUUAAUUUGGAGAGGAGAGAACUCAGUGGGGGAAAGAGAUGAACGGUAGUUUCUUCCAUGAGGUGACUUAGCCAGACCCGCAAAACAAGCCCAACCUCCCAAAAAAAGUGCUCUUCUAAUAAUACAAAAGUGACACGAGAAUUAGUCUGAUUUAGGAGCAAAACACGAAAGAAAUGCGUAAAAAAAAAAAAAAAAGAGCUUUACCACAACUUAUUUUGAUGUCGUUUCUCAAGAAAAGCACUUUUUUGUUGAACAAAAGGCACUUCGCUUCUCGUCUCCUCCCUCGUACUUUCGGACGAAAGCCUCUUUGUGCCAGCUCGGAAAAAAAAUACGAAGAGCUCUGUGAAACUCCACUUAUUCAGAAGUUGACACGUGCGGUUUACAAAACUCCGUAAACCUUAAACCAGGAGAGCAGAUUUUUUUUCAUGCACUCUAUUUCUAAGGUCUGUGCAGACCCUGCAAGAAUCGAGAAGCAGAACAAUGUUAGUUCUUACCAAAUCAGUUUUAUAGUUUGUGAAAAACUCAGUUGCAUAAAUUUCCAAGCUGGAGUGACAGUUUUUCUGCAUUAACAGCACCAUCUUCACGUCUCUGACGAAUCACACAAUGGGUGUGUCCAAAUUCAGGGGCUGCAUCCGUCAAAGGCCGCACUUAAAGACCGAUUACAUCUGAAAGAUGUGACGAAGACUGUCCAAACUCAAAGUCUCCAGAUUUGAAGGACGGGCCUAGCGAAUCCUUCGCAGCCCACCAAAUCCCAAGAUUCAUUGCGUGUCGAACGGGAAAUCUUUUGUUCUAACAAUGGUGGAUGAAACGGGAAAUGAGAGUGGGAGAGGAAUACAGUUCCAUAGAAAACUGGUGGCAGAAAAAUUGAAAGAAUAAAGCGGUCGUAUUGUUAA